This is a messenger RNA of Nematolebias whitei (Rio pearlfish), 3487 nucleotides long. RefSeq names its product ETS domain-containing protein Elk-3. Lineage: Eukaryota; Metazoa; Chordata; Actinopteri; Cyprinodontiformes; Rivulidae. The transcript has 5 exons. The coding region runs from base 281 to 1474 and encodes 397 amino acids. The record is from RefSeq and is a predicted model, not a curated record. Gene Ontology annotation, molecular function: DNA-binding transcription factor activity, RNA polymerase II-specific; sequence-specific DNA binding. Gene Ontology annotation, cellular component: nucleus. Gene Ontology annotation, biological process: regulation of transcription by RNA polymerase II; cell differentiation.
AGGCCCACUGCUGGCCGUCAGCGGGCGGGCAGAGGAGAGGAGGGGAGGAAAAGUGUGUUUACACAGACGGCUAACUGCCUGGGGAAUCGUCGGGGAGAGGAAGUGAGCCGGCUCUGCGUCUGCCCGCUCCAACUUCCUGCUCAGAAAGAGAAAAAGCCCAGGAUCCGAUUUCAGUCCGGCACACGGUGCGGACCUGAAGGAAGCAUGGAAAAACGAGGAAUCUCACAGGCUUCGCCGUAAACUUUCACGGACUGAAGACACCGACUUACAGAUCGCAGGUAUGGACAGCGCCAUCACUCUGUGGCAGUUCCUGCUGCAGCUGCUGCUCGACCAGAGCCACAAGCACCUGAUCUGCUGGACGUCCACGGACGGAGAGUUCAAGCUCCUGAAGUCGGAGGAGGUGGCCAAGCUGUGGGGGCUGCGCAAGAACAAGACCAACAUGAACUACGACAAGCUGAGCAGGGCCCUGCGCUACUACUACGACAAGAAUAUCAUCAAAAAGGUGAUUGGCCAGAAGUUUGUCUAUAAGUUCGUGUCCUUCCCCGAGAUCCUUAAAAUGGACCCGCAGGCGGUGGAGAUGGGCCUGUCCUCUGGAAGGUUUCCCCCCCAAGAAGGAGAGGCUCAUGAGCUGGACAUAGAAGAGGAGGAGGAGGAGGAGAGUGAAGAGGAGGCAGAGAGGAGGAGCCUGGCAGCCUUGGGGGUGCAGCAGUGUCGAAGGGAUUACCUGCACUCGAGCCUCUACUCGUCCUUCAGCAUCAACUCCUUCCAGAACCAGCCGGAGCUGCUGCGCGCCCUGCGAGAGCGUCAGGAGGAGCCGCGCUCCGUCAUCCGCUUCGGCACCAACGCCAUCGAGAGGAGCCCGCCUCCCUCUGCCAAAUCUGAAUCCUACGUCUCCUCCAGGCCAGCAAACCCCCCCUCUCUUUCCCAGUCCCCGUCCUCCCCAAACACCCAGCCUGGCCGAAGCUGGAGCCCUGCGGAGGAAGGGGAUGAGGACGGGGUGGACUCUGACCAGAGCGCUCAGCCUCUCAACCUUUCCUCGGGCCACAGGGAGCGAGCCCUGCAGCCCCCCGAGAAGAGGAGCACUAACAGUAGCGGUAACCAAGGAGACGGACUCCCACCUAAGAGCAAAAAGCCCAAAGCUCUGGAGAUCUCCCCGUCCCUGCUGCUUUCGGGGAGCGACAUCGGCUCCAUCGCCCUCAACAGCCCGGCGCUGCCCUCCGGCUCCCUGACCCCCGCCUUCUUCACCACACAGACUCCCUCUGGUUUGCUGCUGGCUCACAGUCCGCUGCUGUCGGGCAUCCACUUCUGGAGCAGCCUGAGCCCCGUCGCCCCGAUCAGCCCCGCCCGGCUGCAGGGCCACGGCUCCCUCUUCCAGUUCCCCAGCCUAAUCAACGGACACAUGCCUGUCCCCCUCCCAAACCUGGAAGGAACACCCUCCCCUCUGCUCCUGUCCCCCACCACCCACAAAUCCUGAUUCAGGAUCUGUGGGAAGACCUAAAGGAUCGUUGAUCUCCAGCUGAAAGUUUAUCGUCAUCAUCAUCAUCGUCAUCAUCAUCGUCAUGUUCAGCCGUGCUCACCUUGUUGAAUCAAGAGACUUGACCUCAUUUUGUUUUUAUUCUUUUGCACUUCAGUUGCUCCAUAUUCACAGCACUUGGUAAAAAGCCAUACAGCACGAUGUCUGAGAGGCAUCUGUGACAACAGCACUCUUCACACGGUCCUGUCCACAGCUGGCAGAUGUGUUCUCGCUGUAAAGCUUAAAGUGAAAGGUCAACUAUUUUAAACUAGGGUUCUACUGAAUGGUUCAAACAGUUACUGUCUUACCUGUCAUAGAGUGACCUCAGUUUGGAGUCUACCUCUUCUGAUUUCACUGCAGGAACCAGGGCCAAACGGAUCACCAGGGUCGAUGGUCACCAACAGAACCAGCCCUGGCAGAGAGUCUGAACCUACCUGGAACUUUAAGGUCCAGUUCACAGGGGAGUGCAGUUUAUCCACCGUUUCUAAAAACAUCCUCUUAAACCUAGAAAACAACCCAAAACACUGUAGUAACCAGGCCAACUGUGGUGCUGCGAAAACCACCAAAAACAAGGAACAUGGUGUGGAGCAUGUGCACGAAGUGUGCACGUUAGGUGCAAAAUAAUAAGCACAAGAUUUCCGGUCAUUUUAGAGGUGAGACUACGACAUCAUAGUUUCCAAAAGACCGUCUUUGGCUGUUGGCAUAAAAGGGUGACACGUCCUGGUUCACUCUGGAACCGGACUAAAAGAAAGCUGAAACCCCUGGAGCACCCAGUCCCUCCAGUUGGUUAGAAAUGAGAGAACUGAGGCAGCUUCCUCUGUCGGCACCUUCAGAACCCGUCGAACCAGGACCUGAAGCUGAAACGUGUGCGUUCAUGCUUUCUGCGGCUAACCUGCUGUGACGCAAGCUUCAUAAUCUUUAACCGUCUGCUGAGGUCCACCACCCAAGAUCGACGUUGACACAGAAACUCAGCGUUCAGUUGACAAACAAAACGUUAACCACGAACAGCUAAACAGAGUUGAUUCAUCGUGUUCGAGGGAACCCGAGGGAAACGUCCGACAUGUUUAAUGUGUAGUUCGUGCUCCGUGUCUCGUUUGUUUCAGACGCUCACGUCUGUGCAGGACGUGUCCAGCUCCACGAGGGAGUUCAGAACACUUCGAGGCAGCGUAAGGACUGACUGGGCUCAGCGUCCGUUUUCUGAAAGGGUCUUGUGUGCAGCUGCUCUGACCAGCUACAAAACCUCAGCAGCUCGUCUUGGAAACAAGACGCCACGGCUGAAAGGUUAAAAAGGUUCACUGUCACCCGAUGGAAGCACACGGGCAGAGUUGAACUCUGACCCCACUGACGAGCUAACGGCUAGUCAGAGCAGGGCCACAGUGGGUCGCUCCGGUCCCGAUUAUUCAAACGCCGUUUUACGAGGCCUUCCAUUGAUGUCACGUUCCCUUUACAUGAGUAUUCUGGAGCUCCUCAAAUGUCCCAGGCAGGAAGUGCUACAGCUUGCUAGCUGCUGCUAUCGCUGCUUACAAAUAACCACGAUGGAAAGUUGGAGGCAAUGUAAAGAUUCACAAAAUGAAAGUGUUUGCAUGUCCUCCUGUGAAUGUUUUGGGGGUUGAAGUUUUAAGAAGCGAUCCACUUUGGUCUUGGCCCUGCUCUGACUAGCCAUUAGCUCAUCCCUCCAGCCAAAAAUUAACCAUUUCUCCAAACUGAGGUCGCCCAAAGAGCCAUCUACAACAGGUAAGAUAUUGCCUGUUCAUGUCCGUUUCACAGGAGCUCACUUUAACAAAAACCUGAAUUGUUUUAACGUGUCUGACUCUAUGCAGAGCUUCGUCAUUUUAUUCUUGUAAAGUCGUGUUUUUAAAGGUAAUCACAGCGUGAAAGGACUCGUGGUUUGUAUGUAGUGUAUGCACUAUGCUUCACAGGUAGUACCAGCUGUGCCUUAUUGUCCUAUUUUUUACUUUAUUACUUUAAAUGAAG